UCCUGGUCACAACCCAAAUGUGAGUCACACAUCACAAUGUGACUUCACGUAUCUCCUUGUUCACUCCUCCCACUCUCGGCCAUGGCCACCGCUUCGCCCUUUGCACGCAGUGCAGCACCUGAGACGACUCCGUUUGGUCGCUCUCAAACCAUAGAAGAGAUGUACAGCGUUCCAGAGAGCUUUUUGGAGAUCGAAGUGCGCAAUCCUCAGACUCAUGGCUUUGGCCGCAAGAUGUACACCGACUACGAGAUCGUGUGCAAGACCAACAUUCCGGCAUUUAAACUCAGGCACUCUCUCGUACGCCGCCGAUACUCUGACUUCGAAGCCUUCCGAGAUAUACUCGAGCGUGAACUAACGCGUGUGAACAUCCCUCCACUACCUGGCAAAGUGUUCACCAACCGGUUCUCUGACGAGGUUAUUGAGAGCAGGAGAGAGGGUCUCGAGCGGUUCCUGACAUUUGUCGCCGGCCACCCGUUACUUCAGACUGGGAGCAAAGUGCUCUGUGCAUUCAUGCAAGACCCUGCUUGGGAUAAAGCCCAGUGGAUCUGAUCGGAUAUCAGCACGCUUCUAGUCAGCCUGCAACUCUCGCAAUCUUCGAUCCCUUCAUUCGCUGCGUUGUCAUCUGUACUUUUAAUCUAUCGUUUUUCGGUCGUGGAAUGCCCUACUGUUUGCGCGUACUCGUCCGACUCCAAUUGGACGGAGCUUGGACGGGGACUGCCAGAGAGAUGAAAUGUGUAUCCCAAAUUCUU
Mycena citricolor is the source of this 749-nucleotide messenger RNA. Lineage: Eukaryota; Fungi; Basidiomycota; Agaricomycetes; Agaricales; Mycenaceae. The record is from the annotation of a GenBank genome assembly.